UUUUUACUUGCUCUUGACUCUGUUAUCUUCUUGAUUGGCCAUUUAUUGUAUUUGUUUACAAUCCAUAUUUGCAGAACUUGGUCCAUACACACUGGAUUUUACUUCAAGUGGCCGGUACAUGGCUGUGGGUGGUCGAAAGGGCCAUCUAGGAAUAGUGGACAUGAUAAAUUUGAGCCUAAUUAGAGAGCUUCAGGUAAGGGAAACAGUGCGUGAUGUGGUAUUCUUGCACAAUGAGCUCUUUUUCGCUGCUGCACAGAAAAAGUAUCCAUACAUCUAUAAUCGAGAAGGCACUGAACUUCACUGCCUUAAGGAACAUGGUCCGGUGUUGAGGCUUCAGUUUCUGAAAAACCAUUUUCUCUUGGCUACACUCAAUAAGUUUGGGCAGCUUCGCUAUCAGGAUGUUACAAUGGGUUCAAUGGUUGGUAAUUUUCGAACUGGCUUAGGACGUACAGAUGUGAUGCAAGUAAACCCCUUCAAUGGAGUUGUUUCUUUAGGUCACUCAGGUGGUACUGUCACCAUGUGGAAGCCGACCAGUUCUGCUCCUCUUAUCAAGAUGCUAUGUCAUCAGGGGCCUGUUUCAGCGCUGGCAUUUCACUCAAAUGGCCACUUGAUGGCCACUGCAGGAAAAGAUAAAAAAGUCAAGCUUUGGGACUUAAGGAAAUUUGAAGUUCUUCAAACCUUACCUGGUCAUGCAAAUACUCUGGAUUUUAGUCAGAAGGGUUUACUUGCUUGCGGUAAUGGCUCAUUGAUCCAGGUUCUGCGAGAUGUUUCUGGUACACAAAAUUAUUCCAGGUACAUGACUCAUUCCAUGGUGAAAGGUUACCAGGUAGGAAAAUUAAUAUUUCGACCAUAUGAAGACGUUUUAGGUAUAGGGCAUUCCACGGGUUGGUCUAGUAUUCUUAUUCCAGGAGCUGGAGAACCCAACUUUGACUCAUGGGUUGCAAACCCGUUCGAAACUUCCAAACAGAGAAGAGAAAAGGAAAUACGGGCUCUACUUGAUAAGCUUCCCCCCGAGACUAUCAUGUUGAAUCCCAGCAAGAUUGGAACGGUGAAACCAAAAAGAGAGAAGCCAACAAAACAAGAGAGGGAGGCUGAGGUGGAAGCUGCUGUUGAAGCUGCUAAGGGCAUGAAACUGAAGAAGAAGACAAAAGGAAGAAACAAACCUGGUAAAAGGGUACAGAAAAAGCAAGAGGCACUUAGUAGAGUUAAGAGGCCCUACUUGGAGCAGAAAAUUCAAGAAGAGGAAAACAUGUCAAGAAAGAAGCAGAAAACUAGUGAGGGUGUUGAACUACCAAAAUCUUUACAACGGUUUGCUCGUAAAAAAGCAUCAUCGUGAUCUAACUUUCCAGUAGCCUUGUAUUCUAUAUUACUGUUCUCCCUUUGAUUAUAAGCUUGUAUUUGUUUGUUGCCCUUCUUCAUAUUGUAGCCCUUUGUAGUAUCGAAGUUGGUGUUUUUGUGCCCUUAAUUAAAGGGCAUAUCCAAAUUUUGCUCAGAGACCUCUUGAUUAGAAUU
Molecule: messenger RNA, 1512 nt
Organism: Vigna umbellata (rice bean)
Lineage: Eukaryota; Viridiplantae; Streptophyta; Magnoliopsida; Fabales; Fabaceae
Source: RefSeq, a predicted model, not a curated record